ACCUGGCGGCUGGAGUUUAGUCCCCGCGCUGCUGUUGGCGAAGUUGCGCGUGUUCCCGGGGGCUCCGGCGGCUGUCGUCUGCGGGAUCUAGUCGCGAUGGGGACAAAGGCAGGAGCCGGGAGGAAACAGUUGCUUCUCUUCACCUCGGCGGUGCUGUGUUCACUGGCGCUGGGCAAGGGUACAGUCUACACUUCAGAACCUGAAGUCAGAGUUGCAGAGAAUAACCCAAUCAAGUUGCCCUGCACCUACUCUGGCUUCAGCAAUCCCCGUGUGGAGUGGAAGUUUGUCCAAGGUACAACCACCAGCCUUGUCUGCUACAACAGCAAGAUCACAGCUUCCUAUGAGGAUCGAGUCACCUUCUCACCGAGCGGCAUCACCUUCCGUUCCGUGACCCGGAAAGACACUGGGACGUACACAUGUAUGGUCUCUGAGGAUGAUGGCAACAACUAUGGGGAGGUCACCAUCCAGCUCAUUGUGCUUGUACCUCCAUCCAAGCCUACAGUCAACAUUCCCUCCUCCGCCACCAUUGGGAACCGGGUGGUACUGACCUGCUCAGAACAAGAUGGUUCCCCACCCUCUGAAUACACCUGGUUCAAGGAUGGGAUGCUGAUGCCUAUGGAUCCCAAGAACAACCGCGCCUUCAUCAACUCUUCCUAUACUCUGAACCAAAAGUCAGGGGAGCUGGCCUUUGAUCCCAUGUCAGCCUUCGAUACUGGAGAAUACAGCUGUCAGGCACAGAAUGGAUUCGGGACACCGGUAAUGUCAGAUGCUGUGCGCAUGGAAGCUGUGGAGCUGAAUGUAGGGGGCAUCGUGGCUGCUGUCCUGGUCACACUGAUUCUCCUUGGAGUCUUGAUCGCAGGCAUCUGGUUUGCCUAUAGCCGAGGCUACUUUGACAGAACAAAGAAAGGGACCUCCAGCAAGAAGGUGAUCUACAGCCAGCCCACUGCUAGAAGUGAUGGCGAAUUCAAACAGACCUCGUCAUUCCUGGUGUGACCCUGGUCUGGCUCCCGCCCGGUCCUGUGCUUGCCUUACUCCGGUGCUACUAGACUCUAGCCCCUGGUGUCUGUAGUUUUCACAGGCCCUCCACUAGCAUCUCAGUUAGGAUGUGUUUUUUUAAUGAUGUCAGCUAUGUGCCCCUUCUCCCUGUACACACUCUCUCUCAAUCCUGCUGCUGCCGAUUGGCCUGGGACUGUAGAAAAUUUGUAUUCCUCAUCCUACGAGGGGUCGGACAGGAAUCCCAGGUGUGCCUAUUAGCUCCCUUCUAAGUAGAGAGCCAGAGGGGUGGGGCUCCCUGGAACCCGCCGUCACUACCCGACUGGGCCGCCGUGGCUUCUGAAUCGGUUUCCCUCCCCACGGAGGGCCAGCGCCAGCCAUUCUGGAGUGGGGAUUGGAGACUGGAGCGGCUGGAACAGUUGUUUGCUGAUGACGUCAAGUCUCCUCCAUCUCUGGAGCCCACUGUCUGUCUCCUCACCGGAAGUGCCACGGGGUCCUGUCCUCCGUCUGAACAUAAGCAGAUUGGCGCUGUGUCUGUAGGAAGGCCGAAGCACAGUAAACCUUCAGGGGACGCGGAGUGGAAAAGAUUUAAAACCACUGCUCUGAAGAAAAGCUGGAGCUGGUAGCCAGGCUGUCACCCUUCCCUUGGCUGGAACAACUGGACAGAGCCCUCUGAGACGUGUCUGUGGGGCUGUGUGUGGUAGCGUUGGCUGAGCCUGUGUGUGUGUGUAUGCGUGCGUGCGUGUGUGUGUGUGUGGUCUUAGCCAAAUGCUGAAAUUGGAUGGAUGUUGGAAAGCAUCUUAGCUCUUUGGUGAGAUUGUGUUUCUGUGCGUUUGUCUUAGCUGGAUGUUGGAAAUAAAAAGUUGACUUGU
Molecule: messenger RNA, 1865 nt
Organism: Lepus europaeus (European hare)
Lineage: Eukaryota; Metazoa; Chordata; Mammalia; Lagomorpha; Leporidae
Gene: F11R
Product: F11 receptor
Exons: 10
Coding region: 97-993 (298 amino acids)
Biological process (GO): establishment of endothelial intestinal barrier; intestinal absorption; cell adhesion
Cellular component (GO): bicellular tight junction
Source: RefSeq, a predicted model, not a curated record